Molecule: messenger RNA, 3034 nt
Organism: Populus trichocarpa (black cottonwood)
Lineage: Eukaryota; Viridiplantae; Streptophyta; Magnoliopsida; Malpighiales; Salicaceae
Product: pentatricopeptide repeat-containing protein At1g10910, chloroplastic
Exons: 9
Coding region: 1097-2764 (555 amino acids)
Molecular function (GO): protein binding
Source: RefSeq, a predicted model, not a curated record
UGACGCUCAUGUUUCUUAAAUGCAUUUACAUAACUAACUUCCUGAUGCUUUCAGCACGUCAUCUCUUUGUUUCUUGGUUUAGUAUUUUUUGUGUGCUCAUUAUCAUACAGUCUUUCACAGGUGCUGCUCCUCUCAUGGUGAAAUACAUUUUAUUUUUUCCUCUUUUUCAUAUUCUUAGAUUUGAUUCUUCCAUGAUGUGAUUUUAAUACCAAGUCAAGUCCCUGGAAUACUGGUCCCAGAUUAGAAGAAAAUUGUCUUUUACUUUAACUGUAGAUUUAUUAUUCUAUCAUUGAGACUAUUUGGUACAUUUAUAUUUUUUCCAGUGGUGUCAGCACCUAUUUUAGACUUGUUACUAUAUUUUAGAGACACAGAAAGAUGAUGAAAUUGCGGUGUCCAAUAACAAGAAACACAAUUGACACUAUGCAUUAUCUUUAUCAUCAUGAAUUCACAUCCUAUUGCAACUUUUUCCCUCCUAAUAAACGGGUAAUUUUUCAUUCAACAUGAUAUGUGAAGAGUUGCAUGUAUAGGGGCAGAGUUAAGGCUUACAUGGAAUCAGACUAAGUGGGGCAUAAUAAUCAUCAACAAUUCAAUUUGCUCUAAAUUUUUGUUGCAGUUUCUCAUUAUUUUGACUCGUAGCCAGUUGGCAUACAGGGCUGAGUGCCACCACAGCUUAAACUUUCUAAAGUUUUGUCAGUCAAGAACAACUUUAAGAAAGCCGUAAUGAGAGGAACUAUAGUUUAUCCAACUUCAUAUCUUUCAAUUGCAUAUAAUUUAAUUGAAUACUUAAAGGUAAAUGACCAAAGAAGUACUUUUAAGGUAAAAACACAGUAAUUAAUAGGCUCACAUCUCCAAUUCAUUAAAACUGAGUAAGGGAUCUAGACAAUCCAAUUUUAAAUGAUUCACAAUUUUGCUCCAUAGAGUCUUCCUAUUUUUAUUUUUAUUUAUUUUUUGAUAUUUUGGGUGUGGGUAGAAUCAGUAACUCAAGAAGAGACAGACUUUGGUUCUUGGUAAGAGUAGAUCACUAAUAAGUGCUUGUCAUUACAUCGAUCAAAUUUAUGGUUUUGUGAAGUUAUCUGUUGAGAGUUCAUGGGAUCAUAUGAUUAAUGUGUCCAUCUUGCAUUUGAAUGCAGCGGAAUGCUUUAGUUGUCAGCUCUUUGAUUGGAUGCAACGGCACAACAAAAUCAGUGCUUCAUCUUAUAGCAGUUAUAUAAAGUUCAUGGGGACAAGUCUUAACCCGGCAAAGGCACUAGAAAUAUACCACAGCAUUCCUGAUGAAUCAAAAAAAACUAAUGUCUUCAUAUGUAAUUCACUUCUUAGAUGCCUGGUCAGGAAUACCAAGUUCGAUAGCAGCAUGAAAUUCUUUCAUAAGAUGAAGAACAAUGGUCUAACACCAGAUGCUAUUACAUAUAGUACGCUGCUUGCUGGGUGCAUGAAAAUCAAAGAUGGGUAUUCUAAGGCAUUGGAUCUGGUUCAGGAACUGAAUUAUAAUGGACUGCAGAUGGACAGCAUAAUGUAUGGGACACUUUUGGCAGUUUGUGCUUCAAAUAAUCGGUGUGAAGAAGCACAAAGCUACUUUAACCAGAUGAAGGAUGAGGGUCAUUCGCCUAAUAUAUUUCAUUAUAGCUCGUUACUCAAUGCAUACUCUUCUGAUGGAAACUACAAGAAGGCUGAAGAGUUGGUGCAGGACAUGAAAUCUUCAGGGUUAGUACCAAAUAAGGUAAUAUUGACAACUCUGUUAAAGGUAUAUGUAAGAGGAGGCUUGUUUGAAAAAUCCAGAGACCUUCUGGUAGAACUGGAUACCUUGGGCUUUGCAAAAAAUGAGAUGCCCUAUUGUUUAUUGAUGGAUGGCCUUGCUAAGAAUGGGCUCUUAGAUGAAGCAAGAUCAGUUUUCAAUGAAAUGAAGGAAAAACGUGUUAAAUCUGGUGGCUAUUCGUACAGUAUCAUGAUUUCAUCAUUUUGCCGAGGUGGCCUUUUUGAAGAGGCAAAGGAGUUGGCGGAGGAGUUUGAAGCCAAGUAUGAUAAAUAUGACGUAGUUAUAUUGAAUACAAUUCUUUGUGCCUACUGUAGAACAGGUGAAAAAGAGAGUGUGAUGCGAACAAUGAGGAAAAUGGAUGAAUUGGCGAUCAGUCCUGACUACAAUACUUUCCAUAUUCUUAUCAAGUAUUUUUGUAAGGAGAAGUUAUAUAUGCUUGCUUACCAGACCAUGGAAGACAUGCAUAGGAAAGGCCAUCAACCUAUGGAGGAGCUUUGUUCCUCAUUGAUUCUUCAUCUUGGUAAAAUUAAAGCCCAUGCAGAAGCCUUUUCUGUUUACAGUAUGUUGAAGUCUAGCAAAAGGACAAUGUCUAAAGCCUUUCAUGAGGAUAUUUUACACAUUCUUAUUGCUGGAAGGCUUCUCAAAGAUGCUUAUGUAGUAGUUAAGGAUAAUGCAGAAUUGAUCUCUCCAGCUGCAAUUAAGAAGUUUGCAAGCUCAUUUGUGAAGCUUGGUGACAUCAAUUUGAUAAAUGAUGUUAUGAAGGUUAUUCAUGGUUCUGGAUACAAGAUUGAUCAGGAACUAUUUCUGAUGGCUGUGUCACGUUACAUUGCUGAACCUGAAAAGAAGGACUUGCUUAUACAAUUGCUACAAUGGAUGCCAGGCCAAGGUUAUGUUGUUGAUUCCUCAACAAGAAACCUGAUCCUUAAGAACUCACACUUAUUUGGCCGCCAGCUCAUUGCUGAGAUCCUGUCCAAGCAGCACAUGACGUCAAAAGCCUUGAAAGCUCAGUAGACGAAGGAAAACUAGUCUAGAACGAAAGGAGGUUUAGGGUAACCCAACUUUUGGAGUUUAUCCUUUUCUAGCAUUUUUAACCAAGUGGGUUCCGUUUUCCCUCUCCAUCUUUUGUGUAGAACUGUUCUUACUCCAUGGAUAUCUUAUAGAUCUGACUAUACAUGCAUGUGACCAGAUUUAGAAAUUUUCCUGUUUUAAUGUAGCGAGUAAUCAUCACCAUCAAAAGAAAAAAAGAAGAAGGUAAUUAGUGAUCCUGAUUCUAUUUGACAA